GACGCCCCGAGGAAGAAAUCUCGCGAUAGGAGGCUGGCCGGGGCGGGGGUGACACCUCUUCCCUCCUCCUCGCGUUAGUUCCGGUCGCAGAGGAGACACCGCCGCAGUUGCCGCCACAUCGGGGAUUUCUGGCUCUUUUCUCUUCGCCUUAAAUUCGGGUGUCUUUUAUGAAUAAUCAAAAGCAGCAAAAGCCAACGCUAUCAGGCCAGCGUUUUAAAACCAGAAAAAGAGAUGAAAAAGAGAGGUUUGACCCUACUCAGUUUCAAGACUGUAUUAUUCAAGGCUUAACUGAAACUGGUACUGAUUUGGAAGCAGUAGCAAAGUUUCUUGAUGCUUCUGGAGCAAAACUUGAUUACCGCCGAUAUGCAGAAACACUCUUUGACAUUCUGGUGGCCGGCGGAAUGCUGGCCCCAGGUGGUACACUGGCAGAUGACAUGAUGCGUACAGAUGUCUGUGUGUUCGCAGCACAAGAAGACCUAGAGACCAUGCAAGCAUUUGCUCAGGUUUUUAACAAGUUAAUCAGGCGCUACAAAUACCUGGAGAAAGGUUUUGAAGAUGAAGUAAAAAAGCUGCUGCUGUUCUUAAAGGGCUUUUCAGAGUCGGAGAGGAACAAGCUGGCUAUGUUGACUGGUGUUCUUCUGGCUAAUGGAACACUUAAUGCAUCCAUUCUUAAUAGCCUUUAUAAUGAGAAUUUGGUUAAAGAAGGGGUUUCAGCAGCUUUUGCUGUAAAGCUCUUUAAAUCAUGGAUAAAUGAAAAAGAUAUCAAUGCAGUAGCUGCAAGUCUUCGGAAAGUCAGCAUGGAUAACAGACUGAUGGAACUUUUUCCUGCCAAUAAACAAAGCGUUGAACACUUCACAAAGUAUUUUACUGAGGCAGGCUUGAAAGAACUUUCAGAAUAUGUUCGGAAUCAACAAACCAUAGGAGCUCGAAAGGAACUCCAGAAAGAACUUCAAGAACAGAUGUCCCGUGGUGAUCCAUUUAAGGAUAUAAUUUUGUAUGUCAAGGAGGAGAUGAAAAAAAACAACAUCCCAGAACCCGUUGUCAUUGGAAUAGUCUGGUCCAGCGUAAUGAGCACCGUGGAAUGGAACAAAAAGGAGGAGCUUGUAGCAGAGCAAGCCAUCAAGCAUUUGAAGCAAUACAGCCCUCUACUUGCUGCCUUUACUACUCAAGGUCAGUCUGAGCUGACUCUGUUAUUGAAGAUUCAGGAGUAUUGCUAUGACAACAUUCAUUUCAUGAAAGCCUUCCAGAAAAUAGUGGUGCUUUUUUAUAAAGCUGAAGUCCUGAGUGAAGAGCCCAUUCUGAAGUGGUAUAAAGAUGCACAUGUUGCCAAGGGGAAAAGUGUCUUCCUUGAGCAAAUGAAAAAGUUUGUAGAGUGGCUCAAAAAUGCUGAAGAAGAAUCUGAGUCUGAAGCUGAAGAAGGUGACUGAAUUUUGAAACUACACCCUCAGUAAAGCAAACAGGAGUUGUAGAUAAAAUGUCAUGUCUCAUGUGUCCUGGUUCUUACAUCUUCCUACCUCCCUAUAUCAAGCAUGAUAUAAGGGCUUUCAUGGCAAAUUUUAUUUUAACUGUUUCUAUGGUUACUGGAAAUGUUGGGUUUAGUUUCUAAAACCAUGUUUUAAGUAGCUACAGGAGCUAUAGAUUUGAAUCUAAUGUUGCAUUAGUCUUUUCAGUUAUCUUCUACCUCCUGUAUUUUCUACUGUAAUAAUGUAAUUUAAGGCCUUCCACAAUGAACAGUUCACUUUAUUCCCUGGGUUUUCUAUAUAAACAGUUUUCAAGAUAUGAUUUGGUUAAAAAUAAUUUGUUACAAAAAUUCUGUUUGCAAAUUAAACUGUAAAAGUAUCCAAAGUCUCAAAAGGCAAUGAUUUGUGUGAUAAUUUGGUAUGCCCAAAGCCCUGCUCAUCGAUGAAAAUCUCAUAUACAGUAAUUGAAUUCAUUAACAUGAAUCUUGAAUAUUUGCACCAUUGCUUGCAUGUUGAUAUUUUCUUGCAUUUUUAAACCCUGGAUGUCCUUGAGCUCAAUUGUUUGCUCUCUGGUUUUCAUUCUUUAGUAAAGCCAUGGAGAACAAGCUUGAAAGUGAGUUCUUUGGGAAAUUAUAUGUGGCAGAGGUGGGAAGAAGAAAGUUGAGCUUUUUCCCUUUGAGAAACUUCUGCAUUCAGUUUGUAUCUUUCCCAGCAAAACAGAUGGAUAUUCUUUUCAUGACAACCAUUUUCAAAUGUACCUUAGAAAUCUUGUCAUUUAAAGUAUUUUACACUUGUCAUGCACUUGGAUUGAAAGGAAAGGUUCAAAAUAGUAUGAGUUAGGGGUGCUCAGCUGACUCAGUCAGUUGGAGCAUGCAGUUCUUGAUUUCAGAGUUAUGAGUUCAAGCCCCACAAUGGGUAUAGAGAUUGCUAUUUAAAAAAUAAGUUAAUGUGCAUAAAGGAAAUGACUAUCCUAAAAACCCAGUUAUUAAAUAUUUAAGUGGUCAGCAUGUUCUAAUUGAGACUCUAAAUGUAACACAUUUCCUCUUGGCUUAAGAGUAUUUGUUGUAAAGAAUGAAGUGCUAUGGUAAUAUACUCCCACUUGAUCAUACUGGAUCAGCUUCAUUCUCUCAACAUACUUAUAGCUCCAGCAUCUGGCUAUUAUUAACAUACCCUAGGUGCCAUUUUUAAAUUGUCAUGAGCCAAAUAUCUCUUCUAUAUAAUUGAUCCAUUUAUUUUAAUGGCUGCCUUUUAAUUUCCUUUUUUCUUUUCUUGCUGCUACCCACAUAUAUAUUUUAUAUAUAUAUACACACACACAUAUAUAUAUGUAGUCAUUAGAAAAGAAGAUAUGACCACUUUGGUGGAGAUACUUCAUGUUAAAAGUGAACGUUUCGAAAGUUUUUUUUUUCCUUGAUGAAAGAAACUAACUUGGAAUAAUGCCCCUUUCAAAGGUGCCAUUCUUAUGCACCAAGAAUUUGGUGUUUAAAAGUUCAUCUUGAGGGAAAAACGUGUAAUAUAUAACCUUAUAUAAAGAAGAACAUUAUAACUGAUACCAUUGUGAAUGGGUUGAAGUUGUUAAAUGAAUAAUUUUGAUAAAGUUUUCAUGCACAGGCAAAAUGUAUUCACUAGGUUUCUACAUAGUGAUCUGCUUUUACUUUGUAAUUUGUAGUCCUCAAAAGACUUUUUUUAAAAAAUAAAGUCCAUCCUUACACUUAGGUUAUAGGUCAGUGUUCUUUAAUUUAUAUAUAUAUAUAUAUAUAUUCCAUGUUAAUACUUAGGAGUAGCUGUAUGUUAUGUGUUCAGACGUCUCUACUAUGUAAAUGUUGAAUAAUUGUCCUCAUCCUUCCACUUCCCAAACUGUAAACACCCAUACAGAAUUCUGAUGUAGUGAAAACUACAUUAAUACUUCCACAGCCAAACCAUUGCAUGUUACUGUCGUACAAAGUGUACCCUAUUUUAUUAUAUACUGUGUAUAGUGAAAGAGUGUGUAGUCUUCCAGAACUACAUUAUGAUCUUUGAUCAUAAUUUUUUUUCUUCAUAACAACAAAGUAGUAUUUACUUAUUAUGGUAUUACAGUAAAUGGUAAGUCACCUGUGACAGUAUAGUAGAAAGAAAGGGAAUGCUUCCUAAAGACAGCAGAUUUUCAUUUUGAAUUUAAGUGGUAAUUUUGGAACUCAGCUGCCAGUGCCCACCUAUGGCCUCAUAUGUAAUGCUUAAUCUAGAUGUUAAAAUUGUACUUGUAAUUAUGAUUGGAUAAAUGCUAGUUGAUUUUCCUAACUUGGUGUUAGUUUCUAAGGAUAAGUCUCUUUAGUCAUAAUUAAAUGUGCAUUUAGAAUUGAUUAUAGGUUUUUUAAUCUUAAUUAUUUUGGGAGUAUUGUCCUAGAGAUAUUUAUUCUGUUCUUAUUGAAAACUCCAAACACCAAAAAUGCCACAGGAUAUUUUGACAUAGCAUAGUGAUGGUGGUGCCUAAGAGAUGUAUCUGCUUUAUAUGUGAAAAAGAGGAAGGGUGAUUUUUCUUUUGGCCCCACUUGGCAAUAACAUCACCCCAAUUGCAAAUGCAUGACCUAAUAUUAAUGUAUCUUUUUAAAGGACCUAAUGAUAUUUCACCGGCGGACAUUAUCUUUUGUGUAUCCAUAUCCUGAGGCAGUAUUUUUUUCUGCCAAUCUUAACAGUUGGGCUUUACACUCCAGCCCACCAUAGACCACAGACAAAUCAUUUCCUGUUGGCUUUAAAGGUAUUAACAGAUUCUUGACUGUAAAUGUUAUCAUAAAUAGAAUCAUUUGGAAUCCUAAUCUAUAAAAAUCAAUUAAAAUCUUACGUGAUGGUUUAAUUAAAGUUGUUAGGCAAAACACAUGGAUAAUGGUUUUGAAAUUUUACCAAGGAAACUACAGGAGAUUCAGGAACUGACAGAAAUAUUGGUUGGCUUUAAGUAUAAUACAUGGUCAAAAUUUUAGUGUGCUUUAUUACUUGGACUACUGAAUUAAUCUUUGAAAAUUUUCCUGAGAUGCUAUUUACAGGUAGCAUGCAAAAUAGGUUAAGCAUUUCUGUGGGAAUUCUGGUUAAAUUGCCAUGCUCUGAUUUUUUUUUUUAUGUGAAGUAUUAGUCCUUUAGUAUUGAUAGAAGUUGUUUUUAUUCAGCCUACUGAGGUCUAAAGGUUUAAAAUAUAAUUAAAUUUUUCAGUAGGCUUUAUAUAAGUGGACUAGAAGAUAUAAGUACUUUUGACUUCAAAAUAAUCAAUCUAUAAUUGGCUUCUGUUUAAAAAUGAAUUGCAUUGGAUUUGUGUCUAAACCCAAUCAUGCAUGCAUAAUUGUAUGACACUUGGUGUGGAUUAGAAAGGCUUCCCAACUACCCUUUCCUUACCAACUUUUUUCCCCCUUUUUAACUGGGCAGUGAGCAGCCAUAUCAAAUCCAGUCUUGAUUUUCCAUGCAUUUAAAAUAAUUUUUUUCUUAUUCUGGGAGUGUAAUCUCACCUCAAUGAAUUGAAAAAAGGAUGGAGGAUACUUUACAAAUGCACUCAAUCACUGUCAACUGAGUAUUUUCAAUAACCUUAUUUAAAUGAAAAGCUCAGCCACUUGUGGUGCCCACUGUAGCGCCAUAGAGAAACACUGGAGUCUUAUUUCCCAGACUAUCUGGAGGGACCAGUACCUUGUCCAAAUUAUGACAAUGUUGGUGGUGGUUUAGUGCAGGCUUGGGAACUGCAUUAAAUGUAUAUAAUGACUUUGGGGUGUUACAAAGUUGUCAAAUACAAUUGAGUUGUUCUAUUUCAAGAGUUUCCAGUCAGUGUAACUAUUUUACAAUCUCUAAGGACAGAAAGAGUUUUAGACCAUUUUUUAAAGCUGAAACCCCGAAGACUGCUUUAGCGGCUGACUUAGAGGUAAACUUAUUGGGGGAAUAAGUGACCCAUUUAUAUAGACUGAAGCCUCUAUUCAAAAAGAUGUUCUGUGUUCUCUGGCAUCUUAAGAAUAUUUUCUCUGUAAAUACACCUCAUUUCCAUUCUAGUUAGGAGUAAUGGACCCGCCCUGGCAAACAGUUGAAGAACGGAGAAAACUGGAUAGCUGAUAUAUCAAAUAGUUGUUGGCACUCAGAACCACCUCAAGUACAGCCAUCCAAACCAAUAAUUACAUUGCUGCAUUAUUUCUGUGUUAACUGUGAAAUCUGCUUCUUGUCUGUACCCUUGAAAUUGAAUAAAAUUUCAUGAGACUCCUUGUUAACGUAAA
Messenger RNA from Canis lupus familiaris (dog), 5674 nucleotides. RefSeq names its product basic leucine zipper and W2 domains 1 (gene BZW1). The transcript has 12 exons. Gene Ontology annotation, cellular component: membrane; cytoplasm. Lineage: Eukaryota; Metazoa; Chordata; Mammalia; Carnivora; Canidae. Bases 168 to 1427 code for a protein of 419 amino acids. Gene Ontology annotation, molecular function: protein binding. The record is from RefSeq and is a predicted model, not a curated record.